GUAGUGGUGUGCAGAAGGAAAACUACAAAAAACGUGUCAUUGUCCUAAAAAUGAUGGGCCCAGCUGUAUAUAGACAGACACAUUUUUCCAGGGGCUACUUAACAAGAAAAUCCCACCUAGAACAAAAAUAUCUAUUUAAAAAAAAAUGUCUCUCUCUUUCCAUCUAUAUAUAUGUGCUCGUUUUAUUAUGGGAGGGUACGUUUCUGCAAUUUCUGUAUUUUAUGCACUUACAUAUUCCGCUUUGAAAAACUUCUUGAUGGGUGGUGAUGAUCGCAGAGAAUAAAUAACCGGGUUUACCGUGGGACUGGCCUGGACCAGCCAGAGAUUCCCACGACCCCUCCUCUUCACACACACACACGCACACACACAUAUCGGAACACAGGCUGCACAGACGCACAAGCAGCGCAGAGACGGAGAGGCAGAGCAGCUUUGCACCACUUUUAUCAAGACCCUUAUUUUACUAUAAAAGCCUCGUUUCAGGCUCCGUUUCCGCGCGGCACGCGCAGUCAAUCCAUGGAUGAAAAAGGUCUUCAUGUGAGGAGGAAUUGGGUUAAAGUGCGGAAUCCUCCAGAUCAAAGUGGAGGAGUGGGAGGAAUAAGUCAGCGCUAUUUAUUUUGAUAAUGCCGAGGAGCCAGUUUCUGCUUCGGAUUUACGUCCAAAACAAGUCUGAAUCCAGACGAUGACAGCUGACACUCCAGUCUGCAGCCCUGCCUCUUCCCACUCUUCCCACUCCUCACCUGCCUGCCCCCCGGAGUGCCACAGACACCUGAGGAAAAGCAAAGCCCUCCAAACCAAACUGCCCCUGGCUUCUGCCCCAGGUUGGUGGCUCCUGCUGGGUGUAAUGGUGGUGCUGGUGGGGAUGAGUGUAGCAGUGGCGGGCUACGUCUCUGCAGAACCGAAGCCCGUGGGGCGGCGCGGCACCACCCCCGUGGACAGGAUGAAACUGGCUGGCCCCGUGGUCAUGGGAGUUGGCCUCUUCAUCUUCAUCUGCGCCGCCACGCUGCUGUACGAGAACCGGGACCGUGAAGUCCGCAGGCGAGAGAAACCCGACGACCUGGAGGAUCUGAAGGGAGGAAGCUUUUGUGAGGAUUCCCAGGAGCAGCCCAGCUUCGGGUGCCAAGAGCAGUGGGAGUGUAAAGAAGGAGAAGAGGGGACCUGGGCCGCUCCAGCCCACAUACUCCCCCUCUCAGACCCUCCUCUUCCUCAUUUGAACAGACACAGCAUUAGCAGCAGAGCCUCAGAGCCACCUCCUCCGGAUGCACAAGGUAAAGAUAAAGAGGAUGAAGACAGAAAUGAGGAGGAGAAGGAGGGAAGGUCAACCCUGCUGGCCCGAGUUCUGCACCACCAGGAGCCAACUCCUCACCCUCCCUCCCCCUGCCUGUCCAUCUCUCACUCCCCCGUCUUCUCAGACUCCUGCAACUCUAGUGAAAUCAACUUCAACGUACGGACAGACCCUUCUGUGCCACCUCAACUCUGAACCCCAUGCUGCCCCCCCUCUUCCACUGUCUCAUGAAAUAUGCAUGAUGAGACAGACUUAAAGGUUUCACGUGCAGAUACACAAGACUAUGCACUCCUCAAUAAACAGAUGAAAUGUUUUUGGGGUAUGUUAUAGUGCCUCCGAAUGGCGCUGUUGCUCUGAGUCACUGUCUGUGAAGGGUGUUUUUGUCCUACAUCGCUCUCUGACUCACCCACAUUUGAAAGAUUGGAGCUGUGCUGUUUGAUGUCAACUCACCAUCUUGUUGUCUUUGAACUCAACCGUGCCCAAAAAUCCCUAAAGCCACCACUGGAUUGACCAUAUUAGGACGUGAGGAGGUUUGCUGAAAAGUUAUUUGGGUGCCAUACUGGGAGAUGGACUCCGUCUUCUCUCCCCUCUCCCUCCUUCUGCUUCUCUGCAGAGGUCUACAUUUGCUUGCUGGAGAGGUUCAGUAAAAGAGGAUGAGCCAGAUUAGGUCUCAAAUAAGUCUUUAUCUUAUCUCAUACAUAAGUGUAAUCUGCUCUUUAUCUGAGGAAAUUGUGUCUUGGUACAAACAAGAGAAGCACAUAAGGCCACACUCCUCUCACUCGACACCUACAGCCACUCUAUAAAUACCAGCUGGUGCUCUGCACACAUGCAGGAUCUUUCUUUUUUUUUUUUUACUGUAAUUCAACAUUUCUUUUUAAAUUCCUACUGUCAGCUGCUCAGUUUUUUCCUUUUUCUCAGCCGCGGCGAGGCGAGAUCUUAAAGACUUUCAAUCACAGGCUCUAUGGAAAGAAAAAGAGCAACAACUUGACACAAAAAAGACACAAAAAAAAUCUGGUGAGGCCGUUAUGAGUUAUUCCUGACGUGGCUUAAGUGAGAAAAACAAGUCCUGCGAGUGGAGUAAUUGAAGCCUCCCUCUCCCACCCAUCACGACCUUUCAUCUCCUCUCUUGUCAUCAUCCGAUUCCCACGCUUUAUUCAAAUACUCCAUCCUCCGUCUCCAUCCUUGGCUCCCGCAAAAGCCGAGAAGUGGCGAAAAAAAUAGGGCAAAACAAUGCAGAGGGAAAUGUUAGCAGCUACAAUUAAGCCAAAGUGAGAAUGUUUGAACAGGGAAAGAGGAGGAGGAGGAAGAGGAGGGGGUUUCAUUUUAAUUAUCGCCAGCAUUUUCUCCUCCAGUCUUUAAUUACACUGGGGAUCAGUGUGAAGGGUUUUAUAGGUGCUGUAGGACUGCUGAGUAUUUCCUUGUUUUGGCCCAUGAUGGGAUCCAGGCGACGACCGAAGUCUGAGCAGUGUACAGUAAUUUGCAGCCACACAUUUCACUCACUUAAAACCAGCACCCAUCUGUGUGUCACACACACAGACAGACUCACUGGAGGGCUUUUGUGUAGGUACAGUAUGCUGGAUGUAUAUUUCAGCUGCAGAGAUGA
This is a messenger RNA of Oreochromis aureus, 2885 nucleotides long. RefSeq lists its product as uncharacterized. The transcript is spliced from 2 exons. NCBI's taxonomy places the organism in Eukaryota, Metazoa, Chordata, Actinopteri, Cichliformes, Cichlidae. Bases 680 to 1477 code for a protein of 265 amino acids. The record is from RefSeq and is a predicted model, not a curated record.